GACCAGUAAAAUUGAAGACAAAGAUCCCCAGUUGGCUGGGGAACGGGAACCGUACAGAAAAUCCUAAUUCAGCUGAAAAAGAGAAAUAAAAAGAAAAAUAAAAAAAGAAAAUCCAAGCCCACCAGAUUUGUGUGGCUCUCAGCGCGCCUCCUCAUCUCAAAAUUUUCUGAACCAAACUCCGCAGGUUCACACGAAAAAGCCUCAAAUAUUUAUAAGACAGAAAUCAUUAAAAAAGUAACGAAAAAUCUCCAACACAAACUUCUGAAAAACCUCCAAGAUUUGCUUCUCCUCCAGCACUAGGACUCGGCUGGACUAGCUCAUCCUUCAUCAAUGGCUGCUACCUCAGUUUCUGCUUCUGCUUUUCUUGGGAGCUGGGGCACCUGUGACGACCACGCCAUGCUGCAGGCCAAGGUGGCCGCGCCGCCACAACUCAGGGUGGCAGUUAGGCCGCGGCCCAUGAUGGGGAGUGGAAAGGGCGGCAUCUUUGCUCCGGCCGUCGUCAUCACAAGAAACAUCAUUGGAAAGAAGAGAUUCAACCAGCUUCGAGGCAAGGCCAUUGCUCUUCACUCACAGGUGAUAACGGAGUUCUGCAAAUCGAUAGGAGCGGACAACAAGCAACGGCAGGGGCUGAUUCGACUGGCCAAGAAAAAUGGAGAGUGGCUUGGUUUUCUUGCUUGAUGAAAGAAUGUUUCUUGCCUACGAUUAAUCAAUGUAUUCGCUUUCAUAUACCAAAUGUGUAGUGUGUAUUCAUAAACAGCCCAGAUACAAUCUCUGAAUACCUCUAUUUCGUUUGCUCUUUCAUGUUUAGAUUGGAUACUAGAUGAAUGAGCUCUUACAUUUUGCUAAUAUUCAAAACUUAUAGAAAAAAGUUUUACAACAA
Salvia miltiorrhiza (redroot sage) is the source of this 880-nucleotide messenger RNA. Its product is annotated as protein PROTON GRADIENT REGULATION 5, chloroplastic. Gene Ontology annotation, biological process: response to high light intensity; photosynthetic electron transport in photosystem I. The record is from RefSeq and is a predicted model, not a curated record. Bases 331 to 678 code for a protein of 115 amino acids. Gene Ontology annotation, cellular component: chloroplast. NCBI's taxonomy places the organism in Eukaryota, Viridiplantae, Streptophyta, Magnoliopsida, Lamiales, Lamiaceae. The transcript is spliced from 2 exons. Gene Ontology annotation, molecular function: electron transfer activity.